Molecule: messenger RNA, 828 nt
Organism: Stylophora pistillata
Lineage: Eukaryota; Metazoa; Cnidaria; Anthozoa; Scleractinia; Pocilloporidae
Cellular component (GO): myosin II complex
Molecular function (GO): calcium ion binding
Source: RefSeq, a predicted model, not a curated record
UCAGCUCCAUCUCCAUUUUGACAUAUGCACCCAAGAGCUACUGACUACGAUCUGUUUUACGGAACCUCGCUCAUCACCAACAGUUUUAUUGCAACGAAAUGGCCGAGAAUUUUUCCGUAGAAGAAGUCCAAGAGUACAAGGAAGCAUUUAACCUGUUUGAUAAAGAUGGCGGUGGUACCAUCAGCAUCAAGGAAUUGAAGCAAGUAUUCGAGGCGUUAGGUCAGCAUCCUUCUGUGGAAGAAGUUCAGAGUAUGAUCUCGGAGGUCGAUGAGGAUGGGAGUGGCGAAAUAGAUUUUGAAGAGUUUCUAAAAUUAAUGGUGGCCAAACAAGCAAACAUGACAAUGGAGGAAGAACUACGAGGUGCAUUCAAUGUUUUUGAUAAAGACGGUAGUGGAUACAUCUCAUCACAGGAGCUUAAACAGGUCUUAGAGAAUCUCGGCGAGUUACUGACUGACGAGGAGGUUGACGAGAUGAUGAAAGAAGCCGACCUGGACUGCGACGGACAAGUCAACUUUGACGAGUUUGUGAAGAUGAUGAGCAAUGUCAACAAAUAGGAACAGAUGAUAAAUUCUUUUCCAGCCAAAUUUCUAAUGUAUGCCAUGUCACUUUUUCUGUUUGUUCUGGUUCGUCUCUGUACACGUCCGUGUGCGUGCGUGUACGUGUCAGUUGCGUGUAAUGUGUGCGGAGUGGUGGAGCUGGAGGAGGUAUUUCUACUCUUUUCUACUCUUCAAAUGGCAGGACACAGUGCACUAUAGCUGUUAUACUCUCAUCUACGAAUAAUUUUUAAAAUUAUGGGUUAAAACAAUAAAGAGCAAUCUGCUUAGUAGA